UGAGUAGAGGAGGCUAACAAUACAAUGAUUCAUAUUUUUCUUUGUAUUUUUCAUCUUUCCAGUGCAGCUAUGACUUCAAGAUGUAUUCCAAGAGGGAACUUUGAUCUGCCAGUUUUCAUGACUAGUGGAGACUUCACAAUAGGAGGAAUUUUUCCUUUACAUUACAGAGUAGAGCUUCCACCAACAGACUAUAUGAAGAAACCUUUAACAGCAAUGUGUCGAGGGUUUGAUCCAAUGGCUUUUCACUGGGCUCUCACAAUGGGACUGGCCGUAGAAGAGAUAAACAAUCGAAAAGACCUCUUACCAGAACACACUCUUGCCUAUAGAAUCUUUGACUCUUGUGCAACUCCUGUAAUGGCUCAGAAAGCAGUCCUGGCAGCGCUGAAUGGACAGGACGUUGUUCAAAGUUUCAUGUGCUCUGGAGCUAGCCCCUUAUUAGGAUUAAUUGGGGAGUCUGGAUCCUCACAAUCAAUUGUUGUCUCCAGAACUUUGGAGCCUUUCAGAAUACCAAUGGUAUUAUAUUUACCUAUGAUAAGCUAUUUCUCCACCUGCUCUUGUCUAAGUGAUCGAAAGCAGUUCCCGACAUUUUUCAGAGUGGUUCCAAGUGAUGACUACCAGGUCAAAGCGAUUGCACAGCUCCUAAAGAGAUUUGACUGGACAUGGAUUGGUGUUGUGACUGAAGACCAUGAUUAUGGCAGGUUUGCUUUACAAGGCUUAAAGCGAGAAAUUGAAAAUACAAAAAUUUGUUUGGCUUAUCAUGAAAUGAUUCCAAAAGACUAUACCCAGGAACGAGUCUUGAAGAUACUUAAAGUUAUGAAGGAAUCAACAGCCAAGGUGGUUGUUGUUUUUUCAGGGGAAGGGGAAUUUUACCCUUUUUUGACAGAGUUUGUGGCUCAGAAUAUUACAGGAAUUCAGUGGAUUGCAAGUGAGGCUUGGGUUACAGCAUCAAUGUUAGCAGAGACAUAUUCAUUUUUAGAUGGCACAAUUGGCUUUGCAAUCCGUCAAGGACACGUCCCAGGUCUUCAGGAUUACAUCAGGACCGUCACUCCAGAAAGGUACCCUUCUAUUCCUCAGGUUCAGGAACUGUGGGAGGCUUUGUAUGGUUGUUCUCCAUCCACAUCCACCUUGAGCAGUCAUUUACCCUCAUGCACAGGAAAAGAAAUUCUCAGAAAAGAAUACUCUGCCUACAUGAACACAUCCAGCCCUCGUGUGACCUACAAUGUUUACAAAGCGGUGUAUGCCUUUGCUCAUUCUCUUCAUAAUCUUAUUGAAUGUAGAAAUGGACAUGGGCCAUUUGAGAAUUUAUCAUGUGCGAACCUCAACAAUGUGUUUCCAUGGCAGCUUCAACAUUAUUUACAGGAAAUAUCCUUCUCUAUUUCUGGAGAGGAAGUUAAUUUUGAUAUCAAGGGAGAUGCAAUACCAUCUUAUGAUUUAAUAAACUGGCAAAGAAGUGCAAGUGGAGAUAUGCAGUUUAUUAAAGUGGGCCUCUAUGAUGGUGCUCAGCAUUCUGGCAAAGAACUAGUGAUUGAGAAGCAGGCUAUUGCAUGGUCUAACCAACAGACUAAGGCAAGGUACCUGUUUCUGUAUGCAGUAACGGCUGCACUCCAGGAUACAGGAAGGCUGUCCGACAUGGGCAGUCUCUGUGUUGUUUUGAUUGUGUUCCAUGUGACAUUGGCAAGAUCAGUAAUCAGACAGGUCAGAGCUCUGUGAUGCAUGUUUUCCUAUUGACAAAAA
Danio rerio (zebrafish) is the source of this 1734-nucleotide messenger RNA. The record is from RefSeq and is a predicted model, not a curated record. NCBI's taxonomy places the organism in Eukaryota, Metazoa, Chordata, Actinopteri, Cypriniformes, Danionidae.